This is a messenger RNA of Xiphias gladius (swordfish), 4011 nucleotides long. It is a transcript of the gene tead1b, whose product is annotated as TEA domain family member 1b. The coding region runs from base 4 to 954 and encodes 316 amino acids. The transcript has 9 exons. Gene Ontology annotation, molecular function: DNA-binding transcription factor activity, RNA polymerase II-specific; RNA polymerase II cis-regulatory region sequence-specific DNA binding. The record is from RefSeq and is a predicted model, not a curated record. Gene Ontology annotation, biological process: embryonic organ development; regulation of transcription by RNA polymerase II; hippo signaling. Gene Ontology annotation, cellular component: transcription regulator complex. Lineage: Eukaryota; Metazoa; Chordata; Actinopteri; Istiophoriformes; Xiphiidae.
AGCAUGGACCAAGCCGUGAAGGACAAAGCCCUCCAGAGCAUGGCCUCCAUGUCCUCGGCUCAGAUCGUCUCUGCCACGGCUAUUCACAACAAGCUCGGCCUGCCAGGGAUCCCGCGCCCAGCCUUUCCUGGAGCAGGGUUAUGGCAGGGUAUGAUAUCGACUGGUCAGCCAGGAUCCUCACAAGAUAUUAAGCCUUUCACCCAACAAGCUUAUCCCACCCAGCAAGCAGUCACAACAGCCAUAUCAAGUUACGAGCCCACUACCGCUCCGGGUCCCACAGCACCAGCAUGGCAGGGCCGCUCCAUUGGUACAUCUAAACUCCGACUGGUGGAGUUCUCUGCCUUCCUAGAGCAGCAGAGAGACCCAGACUCAUACAACAAGCACCUAUUUGUACAUAUCGGGCAGACAAAUCAUUCCUACAGUGACGCCCUGCUGGAGUCAGUGGACAUUCGUCAGAUUUAUGAUAAAUUUCCAGAAAAGAAAGGAGGACUGAAGGAGUUGUACGGAAAAGGUCCCCAGAAUUCCUUCUUCCUUAUAAAAUUCUGGGCUGACUUGAACUGCAACAUUCAAGAUGAUACUGGAUCAUUCUAUGGAGUCACUAGUCAGUACGAGAGCUCAGAAAACAUGACCAUUACAUGUUCGACAAAGGUCUGCUCUUUUGGCAAGCAGGUAGUUGAGAAAGUUGAGACUGAAUAUGCACGGUUUGAGAAUGGACGCUUUGUCUACCGAAUAAGCAGGUCUCCCAUGUGUGAAUACAUGAUCAACUUCAUCCAUAAGCUAAAACAUCUACCGGAGAAAUAUAUGAUGAACAGUGUGCUGGAAAACUUCACUAUCUUAUUGGUGGUGACGAAUCGGGACACCCAGGAGACGCUGCUAUGUAUGGCGUGUGUGUUUGAAGUUUCAAACAGUGAGCACGGUGCCCAGCAUCAUAUCUACAGACUGGUAAAGGAAUGAGAGGCUCUGGGCUUCCCCUCAGGCCCCCCUUCUUUUCAUAGACUUACCAACCUCAAAACAAGUGGCAGUGCCUCUACCUGAAAGUCACACCUACAAUGCUUUUUGGUCAUGGUAUCGGGUGAAGUCAGUUGUUAUAAAUUUGUUUUAAUAAGUGUUUGUUAUUUGACUGCAGCUGUGAAUUGCGGUACAGUUGUUUUAUGUUUAAAUACGGGAAUUCACAUUUAAAAUAUGUUGAGUUGGUCUCUUUUGGGUAUAAAUGUGGCCGUUCUUAAAGAAUUUGCUAGAUUAAUUUGAUAAAUGGAAAUAUGUGUGUUGUCUUCUUCUGCUUUGUUAUGUAGACUAAGAAAAAAAAAAAAACGGAUGCUGGCCUUUUCUACCAGCAGCCUGAUGUGGUCUGUGUAAUAUGUUUGAGUGUGUUUUUGUAUGUCUGUAGUUCAUAAUUUGUGAGCAUACAUACUGUAGAUAUACAGACAUGCACCCACAGCCAAUAGAUUUUCCAAAGAAACAAAACUUACACAACACUACAUAUACAGUAGCUGAAAGCAAGUGGUUGUUAAUAUUGCAAAAUUACUGCUAUUAAAAAAAAAGAAGGCUUUCAGAAGUAUAUUUAUCCCCGUUGAAGCACUCCAAGUCUUAGACACUAAGAGCAGAAUGAAUGCACUGUGAAAAUACUACAAAUAUUUUGCCUGCCUCUGUUCCAUAAAUGUGGGGAAGUCUUACCACCUGCUAAGCAUUUCUGUCGUGUAAACGAGUCUUUCCUCUGUGACAACUGAUAAGAGAAUAUUUAAGUUUUGGACAGGUGAAAGUACUGCUAAAAUUACUCUAACCAGACUCUCAUCUUGUCCAAAAGCACUUUGUUCCCCUUCCUGGACUUGCCUUAGUAAUGCUUUUUUUUUUUCUUCCAGUUAGAUCUUCGGUAUUAGACCAGUUUAAAUAAUCAUAAGACUAUAAAUCACUUGUCGAUAGCAGGCCUAGUUCAGUAUGCUGUGGCUUAGCCCCCUCAAAGACUCAGAAUAUCUUUCCCCUCUGGGAUGGCGGUGUAAUAACUCCAAGCCAGAGUGUUGCUGCCUUCAUGUUCACACUAUUUCACAUGUUUCUGUGGCCUAAACCGAUCCUGAGCCUUAAACAUGUUAUAGCUGUGUGUGAACUCCAAAAAUUGCCACUAAAACUGUGAUCUCUACGUGGGAAGACUCUUUAUACGUUUGCAUUGUGUAAGAAAUUCACAAUACAAUCUGCCAAAGUGUAAGUGUACAGUGCCUUAGAAUAUAUUCUAACAUUACACUUUGCUUUGUUUUAAGUCUCAAAUCAGUUUCGUGGAUUAGACAGGCAAAAAAUGACUCACCCGUAUAUUGCUCGGUACAUCUCCACAUCUGAAAAAUUAUGUGUCUUAUAAUUGGUACACUCCUAAAAAUAGUUUUUGUUGUUGGUUUUUCAGAGGCAGUAUACUUGUGUUAAAUUAAGUUUGCAAAUUUAAGGUCGAAAACAGUCAUAAUACAGGUUAUAUUUUUCUCUGACUCUGUAAUAUGUUCCUAAAAUAUCAGCCUUUUUCUGAGAGUGUACUAUAAACACAGACCGACUGCCUUUCCUGUUGUAUAAGACCAAAAAUACAGAUACAGUCAAUCUUUUGUUAUGUCCUGCAUGGUAGCAAGGAAGUGCCUUUGGUUUAAAAGUUCCAGCUUCAAAAAGAUCAAACACAAACUAAAAAUGAAAUGUUGCUAGACCAAAAAUGAGACAUAAGUGAAACCAAUCACCACAUUGCCUUUUCAAAGGAUUGUAAUGACAGCAGGGGAAAGCUGGAUACUGGUAAAAUAAAUAAAUGAUAUAUCCGUUUUUAUUACUUUGAAAAUUGAUUUCACAAAUGAUGUAUUUGAAGAAAACCUAUUUCUUUGCUUGAGGUCAAAGACUGAAAGACCUGCUGAUAACCUACAGCUGCUGACUGCACGCAGGAUGUCAACUCAAACACUGCAGCUGUCUGCUUCGUGCUCACUUGCAGGUUCAAGUGUUUUGGUUUUUUUUUGGUUUUUUUUUUAAAGGUUUUUGGAAGCAUUAGAGUUUCCUCUUAGCCGUGACCACAUGCUCGCACGAUGUGAAAACCACAGAACACUUCAGACUUUCUCAAUGUUACCUUUGACGACACAACUGUGAUGUCGACGAGGCAGGGGCCGACACAAGCUUUUAUCGUUUAUUAUCUCUCACAACGAAAAUUGAAAGUUUAUUUAAUGGUAAGAAUAGUAAGAACAAUUUCUAGAAUAAAAUUUGGAACGGUUUUAAUGUGGCUCAAUCGGAAAUUGUUUCCAAAACCUGUUUGAGAUACUGUUUCAAAAACUAAUUUUUCACAACUGCUAGGCUGGACGAGGCCGUCGAGGUUAAUAUACUUUUCACUGUAAGAACCAUGGAUACUCAGACAUUUACUGUUUCUUACAAAACAAAUUAUAAUCAUCUAAAAGUAUUUUAACCGAAGAAGCGCUAAAUAAUUGCAGACAAUAUCUCUGGUGGAUGCAGAUAAAGUUCAAUCAUUCAGUAUUUUUGCCACAGUCCUGUGGACUCUGUGGACUUUUAAUAGGCUUUUUCUUAUGUUUACCCUGUGUAUCUGUUCACAUUUAUUGAUUACUUAGUGAGAUGUUCCUGUUUUCUUAUUGUACUUGUAUACAGUUGUACUUGGUUUUGUGAUGACAUUGUCUGUAUAUUGCAAGCCCAAUAAGAUGGUAAUGAUGUUACUGCUGCACUGCUGGUACAUUUUGACAUGUUGUUUCAACACUUAAAAACAGCAGGGCUGAUGCCUUCAGUGGCAUGAAUGUCUGGUGGACCGUUUGAAGAAAAAAAUGGACCCACACACAAACACACACACAAAAAUCAGCUACAUCGAGGAAUCAUGCUACAAACAUAUCAGCAGUUUAGCUCUUGUUAUUUGUAAUUCUGUCGAAGAGUAGGUACUGGUACCUUUUUUAUUUUAUGACCAUUUUCAGAUGGUGGCUUUAAAGUGAUUCUUCGCAUAGCUCACAUAUAGUUGUCAUACACACAUUUGGGUUUUGUGCGCAGAUGUUUUUUUUUUUUUUU